AAAUUCAGAAAUGCAGACAGGAGAGCUGAGAGCCGGACCAGUAGUUGGGUCGGUGACGACCAGCGAAUCCCCGGUGUUGUACGUUCUUUCUUUUUCCUUUUUGGGACAGGUCAUUGCAAUUUUGGAGGCCCUUGGUGCUAUAAUUUGCUUGUUUCGCUCCCAGGUCUGAACUUUCAGAAACACAGGCCACUGUUAUCAAAUGCAACUGCAAUCCAAAAUGAAGAAAUAUAGAAAUGUCGAGCACCUCGACGUCACUGUCUAAAUCCAAACUGACGGGCCGCCUGCCUGCGAAGCAUUUCUGCUCGGGCCCCAACUGCUUCCCGCAAGAGCAGGAUUCCACUGCAGCAGUGAAGAUGGAAGGACGCCGAACGGCUUGGAUGUUUGCUGCUGCGGAUGCUGCUGCAUCACGGCCCGUAGCUCGACGUCCACAUCGAAACCUGCAUGAGCGAGACAGUCAGCACGCAAAGCUACGAGGCAGUGGUUCUGUAAAAGAGAGAAGAG
Microdochium trichocladiopsis is the source of this 501-nucleotide messenger RNA. RefSeq lists its product as uncharacterized. The transcript has a single exon. Lineage: Eukaryota; Fungi; Ascomycota; Sordariomycetes; Xylariales; Microdochiaceae. The record is from RefSeq and is a predicted model, not a curated record. The coding region runs from base 11 to 169 and encodes 52 amino acids.